Trichoderma reesei QM6a is the source of this 584-nucleotide messenger RNA. RefSeq lists its product as uncharacterized. The transcript is spliced from 3 exons. NCBI's taxonomy places the organism in Eukaryota, Fungi, Ascomycota, Sordariomycetes, Hypocreales, Hypocreaceae. The record is from RefSeq and is a predicted model, not a curated record. Bases 1 to 264 code for a protein of 87 amino acids.
AUGAAGCCCGUCGUCAGUGCCAUGAAGGCAUGGUCAUGCACCGUCAUGUCCGUCUUCGCAAUCAUCAUCCUCACCGUCCUCGGCGUGCUCUUCCGUUCCGGCCACGAGGAGCUCGUCGGCGGCAUCGACGAUCCCGCCGAUGGCAAGGCCGUCUCUAAAACCGUCUUUUCUGCCGUCUUCGUCUACAUUGCUUUCUUCGUCUUCUGCGGUCUACAAGGCCUCCUCCAUAUCCGAGAAAACCGACGGGGCGCGAUUUCCUUGUGAAGAGGUAGUCGACAAGUUUCAGCGAAUUGAGCUUUUAUACAACAACCGAGCAACAAAUGGGGCGUUUUGACUUUGGGGACUAUUUUUUCUUCUUUCUAUUGCUUUGUUUCUAUUCUCCUUCUUCGUCGGCUCGGGUCACUCAAUGUUUGUUUCUUUUGCCCGGGCUCAAUGACCUCUGCAGGAUGAAGAUGACAUCAUACGAAUGUUGUACGGAUACGAGGAUUAGGAUGUAUCAGCUUGCCGGCGUGUCACUUCAAUAAGGAAGCAUUUGGGGCGUUGUCAGUCAGCUUAUAGAAACCGAAAUCCGAUCCAUCUGAGAG